Peromyscus californicus insignis is the source of this 4538-nucleotide messenger RNA. It is a transcript of the gene Jph1, whose product is annotated as junctophilin 1. Gene Ontology annotation, cellular component: plasma membrane; endoplasmic reticulum membrane; junctional membrane complex. The record is from RefSeq and is a predicted model, not a curated record. The coding region runs from base 219 to 2198 and encodes 659 amino acids. The transcript has 6 exons. Lineage: Eukaryota; Metazoa; Chordata; Mammalia; Rodentia; Cricetidae.
GAGGAGGCGAGAGGCGGCGGUGGCGGCGGCGGCGGCGGCGAAAGAGGAGGGGAGGACGGGGGCGGCGUCGGACUGGAGCCGAUCGGCGGUGCGAGCUGCCCGGGGCGCAGUCGUGAGCUCGCCCGCCGCCGGGCCCCCACCCCUAGGCUACACCCUGCCGUGCCCAGCUCUGCCCGCGUCCGUGCCCCCGCGGGGAGCGCGCCGGGGCUGCCCCCCGAAUGACGGGCGGAAGGUUCGACUUCGACGAUGGCGGCACCUACUGCGGCGGCUGGGAGGAGGGCAAGGCGCACGGGCAUGGCAUCUGCACGGGGCCCAAGGGCCAGGGCGAGUACUCUGGCUCCUGGUCGCACGGCUUCGAGGUGGUCGGAGGCUACACCUGGCCCAGCGGCAACACCUACCAGGGCUACUGGGCGCAGGGCAAGCGGCACGGGCUGGGGGUGGAGACGAAGGGCAAGUGGAUGUACCGGGGGGAGUGGUCACAUGGUUUCAAGGGGCGCUACGGGGUCCGGCAGAGCCUGUGCACCCCCGCCCGCUACGAGGGUACCUGGAGUAACGGGCUGCAGGACGGGUACGGCGUGGAGACCUACGGGGACGGAGGUACCUACCAGGGCCAGUGGGCUGGAGGCAUGCGGCAUGGCUACGGCGUGCGCCAGAGCGUGCCAUACGGCAUGGCCACGGUGAUCCGCUCCCCGCUACGCACCUCGCUGGCCUCCCUGCGCAGUGAGCAGAGCAAUGGUAGCGUUCUGCACGAUGCUGCCGCCGCUGCUGCAGACAACCCAGCUGGCACCAGAGGCGGCUUCGUGCUCAACUUCCACGCGGACACGGAGCUGGGCAAGAAGAAGGGCGGCCUCUUUCGACGGGGCUCCCUCCUUGGCAGCAUGAAACUCCGCAAGUCUGAGUCCAAGUCUUCCAUCUCCAGCAAGCGCAGCUCGGUCCGCAGCGAUGCAGCCAUGAGCAGAAUCAGUUCCAGUGAUGCCAACUCCACCAUCAGCUUCGGUGACGUCGACUGUGAUUUUUGCCCUGUGGAAGAUCAUGUGGAUGCCACCACCACGGAAACCUACAUGGGCGAGUGGAAGAAUGAUAAGCGCAAUGGCUUCGGCGUCAGCGAGCGCUCCAAUGGCAUGAAGUACGAAGGCGAGUGGGCCAAUAACAAGAGGCAUGGGUACGGCUGCACCGUGUUUCCCGAUGGCUCCAAGGAAGAGGGAAAAUACAAAAAUAAUAUCCUAGUCCGUGGAAUAAGGAAGCAGCUUAUACCAAUAAGAAAUACAAAAACUAGGGAGAAGGUGGAUAGAGCGAUUGAAGGCGCACAAAGGGCCGCCGCCAUGGCCAGAACCAAGGUGGAAAUAGCAAACUCAAGGACCGCACAUGCCAGAGCAAAAGCUGACGCUGCUGACCAGGCUGCACUGGCUGCCCGCCAGGAGUGUGAUAUCGCGAGAGCUGUGGCCAGAGAGCUGUCGCCCGAUUUCUACCAACCCGGCCCUGAUUAUAUCAAACAAAGAUUUCAGGAGGGGGUAGACGUUAAAGAAAAUCCAGAAGAAAAGGUACCAGAAAAGCCACCAUCACCAAAGGAAUCCCCACAUUUUUAUCGCAAAGGCACGACACCCCCCAGGUCCCCUGAAGCAAGUCCCAAACAGAGUCACUCUCCCCAGCCUUCCUCCCCAAAGCCUACGAGGAAACAGAACCCCAGCUCAGGGGCCAGACUCAGUCAAGAUAGAAGGAGCAUGACCGAGGAGCAGGUGACAGCCAUUGUCAAUAAGCCCUUGACGUCAAAGGCUCCUUCAAAGGAACUCGGAGCAACCGUGCCCAAGUACUCUGGCCGCCACCAUGUCCCCAACCCCAGCAACGGGGAGCUGCACUCUCAGUAUCACGGCUACUAUGUGAAACUGAACACACCCCAGCAUCCUCCAGAAGAAGGGGAGGAUGAGAGUGGAGCCAGCCAGUCUUCCUCAGCAUUGCUACACAGGCCGUCACCUAACAAGUGGAGUCCCUCUCCGUCUGGGACAAAACCAGUUGCCAAAGAAAGCAAAGCUGAGCCUAAAGCCAAGAAGUCUGAACUUGCUAUACCAAAGAAUCCAGCAAGCAGUGAUUCCUGCCCUUCGGAAAAAGAAGCCAAUUCAGGCCCUAAUUCGGUCAUGAUUGUCCUGGUCAUGCUGUUGAAUAUCGGGUUGGCCAUUCUUUUUGUUCACUUUCUGACUUGAUUGGCAUGAGGAAAGUGAAAUCAUGACAACUAGUGGAGUUAGCCCACACUUCUGCCAUGGUGUCCUCAGCCUUUUAAACGGCACACCCCAGUCAGACUCAGGCAAGGAGGCUUGGAAUUGGGAUGGGAUCACGAGAGAGAUGAAACUUGGAAAAUUCAGCCAGAGGAACUGUUCAGGUCCCCCAGGAGUGCUUUGUGUCUUUUGGGGUCCUCUGGGAGCUGAAGCACACAGCCAUGUUGGAGAGCAAAGCUUAAUAACGAUUCUUUUUUAAAAUCUGCUGAAGCAGCCCCAUCGGGCGAAGUUCUUGGCAUUGGCUCCUCCAUCUGUCCUAGCAGAGUGUGACUGAACUGGAAAUGUAUGGACCUGCAGUUUUUUGUUUUUUUUUUUUUUUGAUGGAAGUCAACAGCUGCCUUACCAUUUUACCAUCUGACGUUUUUAGUAGGGAGCUGGGCAGAGAAGACCGCCCAAGGAAUGCCGUCUGAGGAUUGUGUUGCGGUGGGCACGGUUCCAACCUUCACUCCUAUCUCAUUAGAAGAAGUAGGUAGCCGCAUCACUCAGCAGUCUUCUGCGGUGACCUGCUGCUUUGACAUCUCCUGGAAUGUUCUGGGAGGGAACAUUUCCUUUGCUUGUGCACGACCCUGCUCAUUUUCGCUGUUUAUUUAAAUAUGAUGCAUAAUCAUCGUCCACCUGCAGCCCUGGAUCGAUGAAAACACACAGGUUGCAUCUCAAGGAAAAGCAGCAACAAAAGACUAGUUAAAAAGGAGAAACAUAGUGUUUAUUUUAAUAGCAAUAUAUCAUUUUCAUGUUGUUUAUUCUUUCUAAACCCAUCAAAGGCUAUUUAUCUUAAAAAUGUAGUGAUCUGAAGGUACUAUACCUUCCAAAGAAAUAAUUUAAUUUUAAAUAUUUUUAACAUCACUGAGGUGAGUUGUUGAUGCACUCAGGAGGUGCUUAAUUUUAAAAGCUGAAAGACAACAGAAUACUAAGUCAAAAUGUUGCAUGGAUUGCAGUCAUCGGUGGUUAAGGGUUCGGUUUCAUUGCUGACGUAUGUUACAACCAAAUAAAAUGUUGUCAGUGGCUAUGUGAAUUCCGAUGAAAGUCAAGCAAGAGUCUAUUAAUAGCUACCCUUCUCUUUCUCCACCCGCCCCUCCCCACCCCCAAAUUUUGGUUGAAUGCAUUCAGGUAGAUAGACGCUUCCUUAAGCUCGCUGCUCCUCGAUUCUCUGCCCUCCACAUUUUUCAAAGUUGUUUUGUAAUCUUCUUUUAAACUUUAAAAGACAUAGACGGUUUUGUUUUAAAUAUUUGUCUUUUGCUGUCCUGUUUUGUUCUGACAUUGAUUUUUUUUUUCUAUUAUAUAAUUUACUCAGAAGCAUGCUUACCUAGAGAAACUAUAUGAUCUUUAUAAAAAAAAAAUAAUUAUUUAAAAAGAAAUCAGGGGAGGAAAGGUAUGUCUGAGUCUCUUGAGGAUGUUACCUUGUGGAGGGGGAUCUCUUCCUGGAUGUUAGCCAUGAUGUCAUGGUGUCAGCCGAGUCUCUCCGCCCCCAGCUGCCUCUUUAGUGUGGAAGAGCCGGUGUGUGUAAAUCCAGGUCAGCACAGGUGUGGGCUGCAUGCUUCGUCACUUGCAGGGUGGUGACCCAGUGGCGGUUUUUUCACACAAGUGCAAUAGAGUAAGUAAUUCCUGGGUGUGGCCAAGACGGGUUAAAUAAGGCAGAAAGAGAGCAGGUGAAAAUAAAAUUACAACUUGUAUAUUUAUUUUUUACAUUUUGCUUUGACUUUUAAAUUUAGAAAGUCCAUUUUUACUCAAGAACAAACUGAGUCCCUAUGUCAGUCUCCACAUUGUCCCCACCCCUUCUUACCCCUGUAGCUCCGUAUGCUGGGAAGGCGGAUUUUUUUUAAAGAAAAUAGAAUAUUUAAUCUUUUAAGUGUUUAUUUAAAUGUGUAAUGAAUGCUUUGAAAAGAAUGGGCAACAGAGGACUAAAGGAUGUUUAUAAAGUGAGCAUGUUGGCUCCAUUUAUAAAUAUAUAUAUGAUUUAUAAGCUUUUUUAAAACAAAGCUCAAAUUGUGGGUAUUUUUCUAAAAUGUGCACAGCUGUAUUUUCCAUGAAGGAUCUUUCUAAUAGGUUGUUAUACUGUACUCUACAUUUUGGACAGCACAUGAAGUCUGCCAAUGUACUUAAUAAAACAUGACUUUGUUUAUUUCAAGUUUCUUGCUGUGAAAAAGAACGCCCUACCAGUGAGUUCCUUAAUUUAUAAUCCUUGAAACCAAAAUGUAUAAUGUACAGUUUCCACAACUGUAACUGCUCUAAUAAAAAUGUUGGUUAUUAAUAAAGUUGGUGGUGUCUUUC